CGCUCCGUUCCGUUAAGAUGCUCACGGUGAUAAGUAACGGACAGUCGGAUCCUGUUCGUCAUUCCUUAGCGAGGACCGACGCUCACCGGACGUUGAUAGGACAGCGGGGUCUCUCUCUCUUUCAUAAACGCCGACGUCGUCUCUAAAUGCUCGCGCAGCUGUGAUAAAGCAAGACAAGAUGAUGCUCUCCCCGUGGGACCGCUGGGACUCUACAAGCUGCUGUCUGUGCUGCCAUGUCCGCACAGGAACCAUCAUCCUGGGGGUCUGGUACAUGCUCAUCAAUGCCGUGGUGUUACUCAUCCUGCUCACAGCACUCAGUGAUCCUGAGCAGUACCACCUGACCAGUGCUGAGUUGGCUAAUGACCUGGAUGUCAUGGAUGAUGCCAACAUGUGCAUUGCCUCAGCGAUCUCUCUGCUGAUGAUACUUAUAUGUGGGAUGGCAACAUAUGGUGCAUACAAGCUGCGUGCCGCCUGGAUCAUACCAUUUUUCUGCUACCAAAUAUUUGACUUUGCUCUCAACACCCUGGUUGCUGUCAGCAUUGUGGUUUACCCAAACACGAUACAGGAUUACCUGCAGCAGCUGCCUGAUAACUUCCCCUACAAAGAGGAGGUCGCUGCUCUCAGUAAUGUGUGCUUGGUCCUCAUCGUGCUGCUCUUCAUCAGCUGUAUUCUCGGCUUCAAGGCCUACCUGAUAGCUUGUGUGUGGAACUGCUACAGGUAUGUGAGCGGCCGGGGUACUUCUGAAAUCCUGCUCUAUGUCACGACCAAUGACACCACGGUGCUGCUACCUCCGUAUGAUGACAGUGUCAGCGUCCCUCCCAAGCAGGCUCCUCCACCUUACACCACAGCUACAGCAUGAAAACAUUCCCAGCAUCCUGCCGACUGGACCCUGCUGUUAAUAAAACCCCAGCAAAAUGUACGCACCACACUGCCUCUCCAGUGUACAGUAUAUUCAUGGAUAUAUUGUUGCUACACAUACAUUACAGAACACCAAUGAAAUAAUCUCACACACAUACAGUAUGCACAUGCACAAACCUCUACCAUCACCAUGACCCCUCAUCCCUUCCUGUUAUUUAUUGAUGAACUCAUAUUCUUACUGUAACUCUAAAUCUAGUAUAAUUCCAGGAAUGAUGUGCAUUUUUAUGCAUUUGAACCUGGGUGUAAAAAGGCACUAGAAAGUUUGAUAGAUGAUAGAUUCUAUAUAUUUUUAUUCAUUCUAUUUACAGUGAUGUAUCUGUAAUAGUAUUUUAUGUGUCCUACCUUUGACAGACAUAUUUAGCUAAUGCACCAGUGCAAAAAUGAUGAUCUUAUUGCCCACAGUAAUGAAUGAAGAGUCGUCACGUCUUUCCUGUCUGUCUUGUCUCUGCUCGUGAUCAGGGUUGGAUUGCCUUUAUUCAUAACUUUCUCUCUGAUGGGGUGCCCUUUCUAGAUCCAUGUGUGAAGUGUCACCUUGACUGGAAGUUUUCCCAAAGAAAUGCAUCUGCCUGUAUUCUGACAUGAUCAAAGAGCAACCUAGUGCAUAUCGAGCAUAUCACCUUGUUUUACUGUUUUAUUCAACUGCAGACAGAAUUAUCUUGUUAUUAUCUUAUAAAAAUCAGGAGUGUUGAGUUGUGCUGAUUGACCUUUGUAACUUUUAAAUGUAAUUGUGUAUUUCUACUGACUAUGAGAAAUGUUUUGGGCUGCUAUCUAUUUUGACAGCACAGAAGUAGCACUGAUCUGAGUCUUUAUGAAUGAGUUGCUCGAGGGAACCUGGUGCAAUGACUUUAGAUCGGGCCUCUCUCCUUUCAGGAGCUCAAUAAAUAUGGGCCCUGGUUGUGUUUUUUCAAUUAAGCCAAUGGGAGCUUCUGGUCUGCGUAAACACACAAGUCUGUUCCACCAGAUGCAGUUAUUGGCAAGCUGCUCCCUGGACACAAAAUGUCCUGCAAGGACACAAAAGUCAAACCUGAGGACUGCUGCUGUAUGAAAAAUAAAGAUGUGACAUUUAUUUGUCUAUUAAAAUCUAAUUUCACUGACA
Siniperca chuatsi (mandarin fish) is the source of this 2014-nucleotide messenger RNA. Its product is annotated as lysosomal-associated transmembrane protein 4B-like. The transcript has 7 exons. The coding region runs from base 179 to 859 and encodes 226 amino acids. NCBI's taxonomy places the organism in Eukaryota, Metazoa, Chordata, Actinopteri, Centrarchiformes, Sinipercidae. The record is from RefSeq and is a predicted model, not a curated record. Gene Ontology annotation, cellular component: lysosomal membrane.